Molecule: messenger RNA, 2882 nt
Organism: Quercus lobata
Lineage: Eukaryota; Viridiplantae; Streptophyta; Magnoliopsida; Fagales; Fagaceae
Product: queuine tRNA-ribosyltransferase catalytic subunit 1-like
Exons: 14
Coding region: 360-1568 (402 amino acids)
Cellular component (GO): cytosol
Molecular function (GO): tRNA-guanosine(34) queuine transglycosylase activity
Source: RefSeq, a predicted model, not a curated record
CCUCACCAGUCACCAGUCACCACUCCCUAAUUCGUGGUGUUCCCACGACUAUAGUAAAGUCCUAACAAGAACACAUAGCCGACCAAACACAAAAUACCAUACCCAGCCGCCUUGCUAGACUUGGCCCUGCUUUUGGUUUUUUACCCAAACUUUUUUUUUUUUUUUUGGUUAAACUUUUAUUUGAAUUUUAACACCGCCACCGUCAACGCGUUUAAGUCUUUUAUCUCUGUUCCUCUCUCUCUCUCUCUCUCUCUGUGUCUCAGUGCGUGUUUUUUUUGAAAAACUCAGGAUUACAUCGUAUACAUUGUAACACACUGACGCCUUGUUUCAUAGGAUUUUGUUCGGAAUUGCUUGAUUCCAUGGCUCUUCGUUUCGAGAUUCUAGGGAGGUUCAAUCGUGCUCGUGCAGCUCAACUAACUCUCCCUCACUUUGUGUGCCAAACGCCCUUGUUUAUGCCCGUCGGUACUCAAGGGACUAUUAAAGGGUUGGCAACCAACCAGCUUGAGGAGAUUGGAUGCCAAAUAAUACUGGGGAAUACAUAUCAUUUGGCGCUCCGUCCUACUUCUGAACUUAUUGAUGAAUUGGGGGGUCUUCACCAAUUCAUGAACUGGCCAAGAGCAUUACUCACAGAUUCCGGUGGCUUUCAAAUGGUGUCAUUAUUGCAUUUGGCUGACAUCACUGAAAAGGGUGUUACGUUUCAGUCACCAGUUGAUGGAAAGCCCAUGCUCCUAACACCUGAAGAAUCAAUUCAAAUCCAAAACAGGAUUGGAGCAGAUAUUAUUAUGGCUCUUGAUGAUGUAGUGAAAACAACCAUUACUGGUCCACGAAUAGAAGAAGCCAUGUACCGCACUCUUAGAUGGAUAGACAGAUGUAUAGCAGCUCACCAGAGACCACAUGAGCAGAAUUUGUUUGGUAUUGUACAAGGUGGAUUAGACCCUGUGCUAAGGGAUAUAUGUGUUAGAGGCCUGGUUGAUCGGAAUUUACCUGGCUAUGCUAUUGGUGGUCUUGCAGGCGGUGAAAGUAAAGAUUCAUUUUGGCGUGUUGUUGCUCAGUGCACAGCUGCAUUGCCUGAGGACAAACCACGAUAUGUUAUGGGUGUUGGUUAUCCACUGGAUAUUGUAGUUUGCAGUGCUUUAGGUGCUGACAUGUAUGACUGUGUUUAUCCUACUCGUACUGCUCGCUUUGGCACAGCUCUUGUACCUGAGGGAGUGCUGAAGCUAAAACACAACGCAAUGGCUGAUGAUGCUCGUCCCAUUGAUCCUACAUGCGCUUGUAUGGUCUGCAGGACCUAUUCUAGGGCCUACAUCCAUUGCCUUGUUACAAAAGAUGCCAUGGGAUCUCAGCUUCUUUCAUAUCACAAUCUGUACUACAUGAUGAAGCUUAGCAGAGAUCUACACACGUCAAUAAUCGAGGGAAGGUUUCCAGAGUUUGUAUGUAAUUUUUUGCGGAUAAUGGUAUAUUUCUUCACUUCUUUCACUCAAAUUGGACCUUUUUCUGUGUAUAUAUUAUAUUUACUUAUUGGUGGGAUAUUCCCCAUCCUAUGUCAUUGUAUACGCACAUUAAGUUGAAAAUUAAGUUGACGUAGGACCAGGGGAAACAAGGUUUAAUAGGGAUUUAGGAAUGAAACAAAGGUGAAAAUCAAGAUUCGAGUUGCUGUGAACAGUAACCGUAAACAGUAAAUAAAAGAUAAAUUCCUAAGAAUCACUCCUAGGAUUUCUUGCAUCACACCUAAGAAUAGUCUGCAUCACACAAACUAUAAAAGAAAGCUUCAUAGCUCUUAAAUUCUGAAAACAUUCAUUAUUUAUCUCCCUCUCAAUAGAAAACACCACAACUCUUUAAAUAGAAGACUAAACCUAAUCCUAGUAGAACUAGGAUUUCUUAAAAACCUAAUAAGACUUGGACUUGGACUCCUUAGGCUUACUACUAAGCCCAAAUAAAUAACCAAACUUAAAUAAAACCCAAAAGAUGAUCUAAUGGACUGUUGGCAUAGCCCAUUCCAGAGUUUUAUGAAAUUACAAAAUUGCCCUUGAUACUUAAAAUCAAAUAAAAUAUAAUAAAUCUGUCUUCUUAUUGCUUCCUGUAUCAUAAGUCUUAAUCUCUAGUGGAGGUGUUAUUUACUUCUUCUUUUUUUGGCAGUAGGUAUUGGACUCUAUUUACACGUCUAGUUUAUGCCUUAGAUAUUAAUCUUAGCAUAGUGGUCAAACCAUCAAGACUCCAGUUCAUUAGAAAUUAUGUCAAACACACACACAAGUGCAUUUUUUUUUUAAAGAGAGCAAUGGUACUACUACAUUUCCACUAUGGUCCAUGGAUGUGUGGCUUGUCUCUAAUUUAUGAGUUCUUGGUGGCAGAUGAAUUUCGAAAUUGGGUCAGCCUGAGAGAGAGAAGGGUUUUUUUUUUUUUUUUGGGGGGGUGGAGGGGGAAUGCAGAUUUUCAAAUUCCUGUUAGAUUAAAACCUCCUUAUCCCAAUGAACCUAUUUACUAUUUUGAUCCUGCUGUGCUGGGUUGAAAGGUCUUCUAUUGGAAACACCGUCAAACUCUUCUCAUGUGUAUUUUAUUGGUAAGUUACACAUGCAUUGCAUUCAAUAGGUUUUGAAGACACAAUCUCACCCUCCAUCCUAUUAUUAUGGGAGAAGAAAGUGCCAGUUGAGCUUAAGCUCAGUAGUGUUGUUGCAUUGGUCACUAUUAUGGGAGAACAGAGUUUUAUUUAUGUGGUUGUUGAAUUUGGUCAUUUGGUUGAAAUAUUUAGGGUAUUACUCUUGAACCUUUUCAUGACUUUAUUGUCUUGUAGUUUCCUAAAGGUGAUGUCCCUGAAUGGGUAUGCAAUGCCAUGGAGGUUGCCGGAAUUGAUAUCUCUUCCUGCUGUUCUCCAUUCUCUUCCUCUC